Molecule: messenger RNA, 2292 nt
Organism: Rhodotorula toruloides NP11
Lineage: Eukaryota; Fungi; Basidiomycota; Microbotryomycetes; Sporidiobolales; Sporidiobolaceae
Product: CCR4-NOT transcription complex subunit 6
Exons: 4
Coding region: 1-2292 (763 amino acids)
Biological process (GO): nuclear-transcribed mRNA poly(A) tail shortening
Cellular component (GO): nucleus; CCR4-NOT complex; cytoplasm
Molecular function (GO): poly(A)-specific ribonuclease activity; protein binding
Source: RefSeq, a predicted model, not a curated record
AUGUACUCGUACAGCCCGAGCCCGUCACCCGCACCCGCGUCCCCGCCGCCCAACUCGCACCUCUACUCGCCCAGUAACCAGGGGCAGCAGGGCGCGCAGGGGGCGCAGCAGUAUCCAGGGGCCAGGUACUCGCUCAUCAACAAGCUCCAGCAGCAGCACCACGCACACUACCCGCAAGGCCCGCACCACCACCACCCCUCUCACUCGUUCUCCUUCCCCGGCCCUCCCGGCUCUCCCGCCUACUCGAACGGUCCAGGACACCAGCAACAACCUCACCACGCUGCCUCACUCCCUCCGCACUCCCACCACCCCGCAAACGGCGGCGGGCCUCCUCCCCAACUCGGCGGCCCUCACAACCCUCACCAGCCCCCACCGCCGCCGCCUCACCACCUCACGAGCCAGUCUGCCCCCGCUGGAUCCCCUCAUCCUUCUUCCGCAGCGAACGGUGGCCCGCUCCCGCCUCACUGGGCCCAGCAGCUCAGUCUCGCGCAGACGAGUCGCGCGACCAACUCGCCUCAUCACCAUGCCCGCGCCGCUCACCUCGCCGCGAGGGCUCAGACGACCUCGUCUGCGAUCCCUAUCACCGACCCGAACCGACCGGGGAGCGUCAUCUUGGGGUCAAAGGCGAACGGGCUGCAGCACCGGAAAGAUGCGAGUCUCGAGGAGCGGAGUUCGUCGGUUGCGUCGAACCGGACAGGCGGGUCGAAGGAUGUCGGAGGAGCGAGUCCGAAGGCGGCGAGUGCGGAGGGAGUGCCGAGCAGCGCAAAGGAGAAGGACGGGAAGAACACAUGGACGACGAUUGACAUGGGCGGAAUGAACCUGAAGAACCUCUCCUCGGCCCUGUUCCGAUACGACUUCCUCACGACCCUGUACAUCCCUCACAACGCCCUCACCGAGCUGCCCGCAGCCAUCUGCAAGCUCGCCAACCUCACCCUCCUUGACGCCUCGUCCAACAAGCUCUCCUCGCUCCCGCCCGAACUCGGCCUCCUCACCCGCCUCCGCGACCUGUUCCUCUUCGACAACCACCUCACGAACCUCCCUCCACAACUCGGCACGCUCCACCUCCUCGAGACGCUCGGAAUCGAGGGCAACCCGCUCCCCGACACCCUCCGGUCCCUCAUCGAGAAGGACGGCACGUCGUCCCUCAUCGCCUACCUGCGCGACUCGUGCCCCGUCCCGCCUCCGCCACCCGAGCGUGCGUGGCUCACGAUCGAGCCCGACUCGCUCCCCCAGCUCGACAAGCGGCCCGAAGAGACGUUCUCGCUCUUGUGCUACAACAUUCUGUGCGACAAGUACGCGACGAGCCAGAUGUACGGCUACACGCCUUCGUGGGCGCUCAACUGGGAGUACCGCAAGGAGCUCAUCCUGCAGGAAGUGCUCAACUACGGCUCGGACAUUGUCUGCCUGCAAGAGGUCGACGUCGAGCAGUACGAGACCUACUUCCUCGAGCACCUCUCGGCCAACGAGUACGACGGCGUGCACUACUCCAAGUCGCGCGCGCGGACAAUGUCGGGCGACGAGAAGCGCCAGGUCGACGGCUGCGCGACCUUCUUCAAGAACACGGUGUUUGCGCUCGUCGAGCAGCACCUGAUUGAGUUCAACCAGAUCGCGCUCCGACGACCCGACUUCAAGAAGACCGAGGACAUGUUCAACCGCGUCAUGACCAAGGACAACAUCGCCGUCGUGACGCUCCUCGAGCACCGCGCGUCCGGCGCCCGCCUCAUGGUCGCGAACGCUCACAUCCACUGGGACCCCGAGUUCCGCGACGUCAAGCUCGUCCAGGUCGCUAUGCUCAUGGAGGAGCUUAACAAGAUCGCGAGCGACUUUAGCCGGCUGCCCGCCCGCAUGAAUCUCGGCGAGGGGUACGACAAGGCGCCGCACUACGCGAGCGGGAACAAGAUUCCGCUCAUCGUCUGCGGCGACUUCAACUCGGAGCCGUCGUCGGGCGUGUACGAGUUUCUCAAUGCGGGCCGGGUCGAGCGCGACCAUGCCGACUUCAUGGACCACACGUACGGCGAGUACUCGACGACCGGCGCCAAGCACGCGUUCGACCUCAAGUCGGCGUACUCGCACGUCGGAUCGAACGGCCACUUUGAGCUGCCUUUCACGAACUACACGCCGGGCUUCAAGGGCACGAUCGACUACAUCUGGUACUCGCAGCGGUCACUCGGGGUGCAGGGUCUGCUCGGCGAGCUCGAUUCGAACUACCUCGCAUCUACCGUCGGCCUGCCCAACUGCCACUUCCCCUCCGACCACAUCUCGCUGCUCGCCGAGUUCAAGAUCAAGCAAUAG